GUAGGCUUCAAUGAAAAUGAUACAACAGCUGCUGCUGUACCUCUUGGCAAUAAACAUACGCAGCAUCUUUGCAUCCUGCAGCGUUACAAGGAUCAUUAUGCGUGUGCCCCGAGAGCAUGAUAUAGGUCUAUUGUUUGAUCUAAAAGUGUUCAAUAGAAAAACAGAAAAAUCGCAAGUGCUGGACUUUUCAGUUAGUGCAGAAGAGAUUUGCACCUUGAACACGACAAAUGGAGAGCAGGUGCUGGCUGGUAACAUCUUUGGGGGAGACUUUGGCUCCAUUGAGCCGGGCAGCAGCAUUACAGUCUCUUUGGUGUGGCCCACUGUGUCGCUUUACAAUCGCGUCGGCAGUUGCCCCAUCGUCGUCAGCAGUGUCAAUCAUCUGAAUGAGGUCAAUAAGACGAAACAGAUACUCUACUUUGAUACCCGUUUCGAGACAUUGGAUCCGGGUAACCAUUCGCUGCGUAGACGCAAGGACUUUAAUGAUUGUAAGAACUGGGAUAAGAAUUAUUUCCGAAAUUGCACUCCGCUUAAUUGUGAGGAACUUUAUUUUGGCAAGCGGAGCUAUUACAAUCGAACAACGGAACAAUGCGAACCAGCUCCAGCUUGCAUUGGGGAUGGCAUCCAAUAUGAUUUUUAUGCCAACGAGUGUGUGGACACAAACAAUUUUAUAACAGACGACGAAAUUGAGCAGCUUAAACAGGGCAAAUUCGAUAAUAAUUAUAUGGAGCUACACGAAUAUAGAACAAGCCAAACGAAUGAACAAAAACAAGCAAAAUUAAAUAAAAAGUCUGUGCCUAAUACGAAAAAUGAAAGUACCAAAGAACAACCAAGAGAGUGCAAUAUUGGGACAAAACUGUCACUUGUUGAUUUCAACAAUUGCUUUCAGCACUUAAACGACCCGAAAGUAGAAGAACAUACAAAAGCUCAAGAACAUCAUCUGACUGAUAAUAACAAAGUUAGGAAAAAAUCAACAAUAACUUCAAUACUGAAGAGUUUCUACUACGAUUGGUACUUGCCAUUGAAAGCAGAAAGGGAGAUCGAGAGCGAGAGCGAAAAUGAAUCCACUGAGGCAAAUACAACAAUUACAAAAGAGCGUCCUUCGUCAGGAUCAGGGUCAAAAUGGAGCAGGCUAGGCGGUCUACACCUAGUGGAAUGGAUCAGUCUAAUACUGGAAAUGCUGCUCAUUCUCUUUUUGGUCAUUAUAUUUCAGAUAUUAGCCACUACAGUCACCUACGUAGUUGUGUGCCUUUCCCUCUACGGCCUAAUGGAACUAAUAGCCACGAUGAAGCCGUACGCUGUGAGCGGUGCCCAUAUAGGUAAAAAGCUGACGCCUCGACAUAAAGAAUCAAGUCAUGAAGUUAUGACUUCAGCUAGUUUAAUGUCACUAUUGAAAUGAAUGUUACAUUGUUCAAAUUUCUAUUUUUUGUAUUCAAGUUUCUAUUCUUUCUCAAAAAAUAAUAAGACC
Messenger RNA from Drosophila innubila, 1465 nucleotides. RefSeq lists its product as uncharacterized. Lineage: Eukaryota; Metazoa; Arthropoda; Insecta; Diptera; Drosophilidae. The transcript has 5 exons. Bases 11 to 1396 code for a protein of 461 amino acids. The record is from RefSeq and is a predicted model, not a curated record.